CGCUGCGGUGAAUAAUGUGUGCCUGUCCAUGGCGUCGAUGAGGAGCUGGAAGACCUCGGUUGGGAUGCAAAUGGCAAGGGUUCCACACAGCUCAACUGUGUUCUGCACCACGGACGGUGACAGAGAAGUACUAUGACUGUUGCCAUUACAAACUUGUAUAGGAGGUUGGCUUCUCAGUUAUUGUUUAUACAGGCUACUAUCGGAGUCCCUCGACCGCCUACCACAAUGCAAUCGACAAACGGCAGGCCACUUGGACUGUCAAGACACGACUCUACGAUUAAGCGCUCCUCCUGCAAAGAAUGCACAAGCUCGUUAGCAUGCACCGUUUCCUGCCAUGAAAGGUUAAGCACAACCUUCACUGCUACUCUGUUUCUCUGGCCGCUCAGAUAUGAGCGCGCACACGGACGAGGUCUGGACACUAUCGUCAGUAUAGUCGUCUACGGCAUGUCGGUACGCCUCGAAAGUACUGCAGACAAACGAACCCGCAACUCUCUUCUCUGGCGUGAUCACGGCCGCUGCCUGCGACAACGCAACCAAGAGGAGGACGGCGAGUGCAAAGAGCGAGGUCCGGGCGCGUCAAGACUGGAGCUUCUUAUGGUCCCGGAUGUAUCGCGGUGGUGACUAUCCACUUCCGUGCCGUAUUUCUCACUGCCGAUCCUCGCAGCAUGACGAUCAACUGGGCUUUGCGCCCGUACUUGUCGUGACCCACUUCGCUGCUAGUUUAGUGCGUGAAGCGCGUGCGACUCCGAGUUCCUGCGAUUCCCAUCAUUGGCAGUGCCUCCCGUCAGAAGAGCGGCAACUGAAUUGGGAGAACCUGGGAGAACUCUCCGUGGCGAGCCUCAAGCUC
Messenger RNA from Rhodofomes roseus, 847 nucleotides. RefSeq lists its product as uncharacterized. The record is from RefSeq and is a predicted model, not a curated record. Bases 133 to 621 code for a protein of 162 amino acids. NCBI's taxonomy places the organism in Eukaryota, Fungi, Basidiomycota, Agaricomycetes, Polyporales, Fomitopsidaceae. The transcript is spliced from 3 exons.